AUGAAUAGAAGAGACCGCCUGCAGGUGAAAAGAAGCCCAGACUCAACACUAAACUUUGGGAUAGACGAGACUAUUAUGUUCCAAACACCUAUCCCAAAGAUGAGAGCUACUAAGAGUGUGGAGCCCGUGGAGGUGCAUAGAUAUGGGCAGGAUAGGAAGGGUGUGAAAAACUACCCUGUCUACACGGCAAUUGCUGUUCUAUAUGUUCUACUUUUCUACAUAGCCAUCAUGAAGCCAAUGAGCUCUAUGGUCGUGGAGAAUCUGAUGGAGGAAAUAAGCAUACUGAGGGAGGAAAAUGCACGAAUGAGCAAGCAAAUAGAGGGAAUGGCACACACAAAGGAGGUGAACUAUGCAAAGGUUGAAGAAGGUGCAAGAGUAAGAAUUGGGGACAUGUCGCAACUCUUUUCAUAUGGGCUCCUAGGGUUCAGGAAGCACAAAGAUCCAGCCACUAUACUUGACGAGAAUGUAAGUAUUGGAGAAUGCCUAUCAUUCAAGGGGCGCAGCUGUAAAUUUUCCAUUGAUUUUGAUAAAGAAAUCACAAUCGAUAGGGUGGGGUUUUACCAUCCUAUUACCAAGGAUACAAGUAGUGCAAUACACGAAUUUGAGGUUUUUUCCUAUGGCCCCGAUGGACACAUGCUUCUGGGAGAGUUCAAGUACGAUGCAAGUGUGUGUGGGUUUCAGACAUUUGAGUUUGAAAAGACAAGGGCCGAUUCAAUAGAGUUUUUCAUUAAGAACAACGGGGGACACAAAAAGUUCACAUGUAUCUACAAGGUCUAUCUUUUUGGAAAUAAAUAG
This is a messenger RNA of Encephalitozoon hellem ATCC 50504, 795 nucleotides long. Its product is annotated as putative spindle pole body associated protein. Gene Ontology annotation, biological process: nuclear envelope organization. The transcript has a single exon. Gene Ontology annotation, molecular function: protein-membrane adaptor activity. The coding region runs from base 1 to 795 and encodes 264 amino acids. Gene Ontology annotation, cellular component: nuclear envelope. The record is from RefSeq and is a predicted model, not a curated record. Lineage: Eukaryota; Fungi; Microsporidia; Unikaryonidae.